Molecule: messenger RNA, 877 nt
Organism: Aphanomyces invadans
Lineage: Eukaryota; Oomycota; Saprolegniomycetes; Saprolegniales; Verrucalvaceae
Product: ribosomal protein L9
Exons: 2
Coding region: 30-746 (238 amino acids)
Biological process (GO): translation
Cellular component (GO): ribosome; mitochondrion
Molecular function (GO): structural constituent of ribosome
Source: RefSeq, a predicted model, not a curated record
GACACCUCCAUUUUCGACCGGCUAAGGCCAUGUUCGCGAGAUCCAUCAAGACGGCGGUGCCGCGGGCGGCCCGUAGCUUUGCCCAUCGCGUGGAAGUCGUGUUGAAAGAAGAUGUCCCAAAACUCGGGUUUCGCGGCGACGUUGUGUCUGUCAAGGCCGGGUACGCGCGCAACUUCUUGUACCCUGAAAAGAAGGCUGUGUACGCAACCAAGCUCAACUUGUCUGCGUACAAAGUUGAAAAGGUCCCGACCGAAGACGACGGGUUCGACCCUGAACGGGAGCGCAUUCGCGAACUCAUCAUUAAGCGGUUGACGUCGGUCACGUUGAAAAUGAAGCGCCAUUGUAUGACCCCCAAACCCAACACCAAGUUCCCUGUCACGGCACAGAACAUUGUGGACAAACUCGAGUCGCAGCACGGGAUCAAGGUCGGCAUCGCCCGCGUCGUCUUGCCUGAAAUGAUCAAACUGACCGGGAACCACAACGUCAAGAUCCGCGUCGACGACUGGAUCGACGACGAAUUUGAAGCGGCUCAGCAAGCUGCAGCUGCCGCUGGCGAGACCGUCGUGGCGCCCGUCAACCCGGACGCCCCUGUCAACGUGUCUACCCAGACAGUUCUGCAGCAGUUUGCUACCGAUCGCUACAACACGUCUGCCACCCACACCGAAGAUAAAGUGUCGGCGGUGCCGGAAGUCGACUCGAGCAAGCGACGACUGGUAACCCUUAAGGUUCUCGUGGAACGACGUUAAUUCAACCUUGGGUUGUGCAUCUUGGAAUUGCUGCCCAGCCUAUACAACCUCCAGACAAGCAGCAUACUCGCCAACCGUGGCGGCGAGUUGCUCGCAGUCGUCUCUCUCGAUGCAUGUAUUGUACUGAUCCA